AAACUACAGAAUUUGGAAUUCGUUUUAGCAAAAUGUCAGAAAAUAUGAAUAUGAAACGUGUAGCAGUGAUCGGGGCAGGUGCUAGUGGGUUAACAGCUAUCAAAUGCUGUCUUGACGAGGGACUUGAACCUGUAUGUUUUGAGAGGGGUAACUAUAUCGGUGGAUUAUGGCAUUACACAGAAAAGGCAGAGGAAGGUCAGGCAUGUGUAAUGAAAUCUACGGUGAUUAAUACAUCAAAGGAGAUGAUGUGUUACAGUGAUUUUCCUAUACCGGGAGAGUUCUCUAUAUAUAUGCAUAAUAAAUAUGUAGACAAGUAUUUUCAUAUGUACGCAGAUGAGUUUGGACUCAAGAAACAUAUACACUUCAACACAGAGGUGACAUCAGUGAAACCGACAAACAGUUUUAAAACUGAUGGUACAUGGCAUAUUGUUACAAGAGAAAAGUCAACAGGAGACACAAAAACACACGUGUUCGAUGGAGUGCUUGUAUGUACUGGGCACCACGCUGAGAAAAACAUACCUAAUUUCCCUGGGUUAGAUAAAUUCAAAGGCACCGUAACGCACACGCAUGAUUACAAAGAUUUCCAUGGUUACGAGGACAAGAGAGUUUUGAUCAUUGGCAUUGGAAACUCGGGUGGGGAUGUUGCUACAGAGCUAAGUCGUUUAACUUCUCAGGUUUACCUAAGUACACGAUCAGGUACAUGGCUAUUUAAAAGAGUUGGAGACAGAGGGAUUCCAGGCGAUAUGAUGAUCAUAAAACGUUUCAGUACGGAUGUAUUAAGAAGGAUGCCAUCGUUAAUUACAGCUUACAUAAAGACUCAAUUAAACCGCCGAUUUGAUCAUAUGAAAUAUGGACUACAACCAAAACAUGCCCCUCUUUCCGCUCACCCAACCCUGAAUGAUGAACUCCCGAAUAGAAUUAUUUCAGGCAGCGUAGUGAUUAAAGAUGACGUAAAAGAAUUCACCGAGAAUGGCGCAGUAUUUGUAGAUGGCACAAAAGUCGACAACAUCGAUGCAGUGGUAUUGGCGACAGGAUACAUAUUUGGUUUUCCAUUUAUUGACGAAAGUGUGUUGAAAGUAGAAGAUAAUAAAGUAAAUUUAUAUAAGUACAUGUUUCCACCAGAUUUAGAGAAGCAAACGCUUGCAAUUAUAGGAUGUUUUCAGCCAAUUGGAGCGAUAAUGCCAAUUUGUGAAUUGCAGUGCCGACUCGUAACACGUGUUAUUAAGGGACAAGUAGUGUUGCCAGGCAAAGACGAAAUGUGGCAGGAUAUCAGAGCUAAGCAGCAAGCUAUGGCCUUUAGAUAUAAGAAAUCGCGGCGACAUACGAUACAAGUCGAUUAUGUCCCCUUUAUGGAUGAGCUUGCAGAACUUAUAGGUUGUAAACCAAACUUAAAGAAGCUGUUCUUGAAAGAUCCAAAACUUGCCAUGGAGUGUUAUUUCGGACCAUGUACUCCGUAUCAAUUUCGUCUAACGGGACCUGGUGCAUGGCAAGGUGCUAGAGAAGCAAUAUUAACACAGUGGGACAGGACGUAUCAACCACUGAAAACGAGACAGUGUGGCGAAGAACCCUCGGGAAAUGGCUUUGGUGUCUUUCAUAUACUGAUAAUUCUAGUCGCAAUAAUGUUGUUCUAUUAUAUUAUCUAAAUUUUACAGAUGAUACAUUGAAUUUGGUAGAAAAUGCUCGAUUCGGAAUGCAAAUACAAGUGUGCGGAUAUACAAUAUUUACAUUAUUAGUUUGUACAAAACAGGACACAAUCAUAUUACAUGGUAGUUUGUAUUUUAACCUCUGAUUUAAUACGGAUUGAAAGUAGUUCCACCAUGCAUGUGGUUUUACAGAGCUGUAAUCAUUGAUAAUGUAAUACUAUAACGAAUGUAUAUAUAUAUAUGACAUCCAAAGGAAAAUUAAGUUAAUUUUGAUAAAACUAUAAUUGAAUACAUUACUAUUUAAUUAUGCCCACUGAUGUACAAUUAUAACCAAAUCCGAUUUAAUGUCAACAGGUAGACAUUUUGUACUUUCGGUUUCUACAACCAUAAUAAUAAGUAUAUAAAUAGUG
Molecule: messenger RNA, 2053 nt
Organism: Ruditapes philippinarum (Manila clam)
Lineage: Eukaryota; Metazoa; Mollusca; Bivalvia; Venerida; Veneridae
Product: flavin-containing monooxygenase 5-like
Exons: 6
Coding region: 33-1643 (536 amino acids)
Molecular function (GO): NADP binding; flavin adenine dinucleotide binding; N,N-dimethylaniline monooxygenase activity
Source: RefSeq, a predicted model, not a curated record